Stylophora pistillata is the source of this 1081-nucleotide messenger RNA. RefSeq names its product plasmolipin. The record is from RefSeq and is a predicted model, not a curated record. NCBI's taxonomy places the organism in Eukaryota, Metazoa, Cnidaria, Anthozoa, Scleractinia, Pocilloporidae. Gene Ontology annotation, cellular component: membrane.
AAUUUUAGAUAGGAGGGGCUGUUCAGGUGAUAGUGCAUUGCUAGCAAGAAUCUUUCCGUAAAAAGUUUGCCAACUCACUUAUUUCUACUCCUCAUUGUCAACACCAUUAAGUUUGUCACGUUUUUGAAUGAUGUUGAAUCAACCGCAAAGUAGGCGUUCACUUUUGUUUACGCUGUUUAAGUGACGCUUGAGGUAUUAUUGCCCAUAUCAUCAGACAGCUCUGGUAAGCAUAAAACCUUCAGCUCCUCUUUGCUCGGAAAAUCGUUCAAGCUCAAAUUGAGGAUAUCUUUGGAAGCACAGAUAAAGGAUGGCAGAUCCAGAGAACCCAGAUACCACAACCAGGUCUGACGAGGCCCCCGCGGAGAAAUCCGGCAGCGGAGGAAAUGGAUCUGGGAGUAUCGAGCUAACUAUGGGGUACAUCAUCUCGAUUCCUGGAAUACUGAAGAUCGUUGAAUUUUUCACGCUGAUGUUAGCAUUCGCCCUAGCCGCUGAUGUGGAUUAUUUAGGAACCUGGGGCCGGAUGAAUUUUUUCCUUUUUGUUACUAUAACAUCAUGGCUUCUUGUGAUUGCCGUAUUUGUCUUGUUCGCAUUCAAUAUCAUAUCAAAAAUCAACCUCAGUAUUGACUGGAACAUCCCGGUUUUUGUUUUCGCUCUUGUAGCAGCAAUUCUUCUUCUGUUGAGUUCUGCUUUGUUAGCUGACCAUGUAGCAGGUUUCUCUGGUUCGGUGAUUGACAAAGUACGCGCCGCUGCGGCUUUUGGAUUUAUCUCCAUGUUCGUGUUCAUCGCAGAUGCUGUUGUUUGCUUCCUGAGGAAAACUGGAAGGAUGUAAACCAAUGCUCACAUUUUGAUAAACUGUGUAGUCCUUAAGUUUGUUUAACCUUUUUAAUAACUAUUCUCGUCAUAUUUUUAUAUAUACCUUUCCUCUAUAAUGAAUAACACAAUUCUAGAAACACACUGAGAUUUAUCCCGCAGAGAACGCGUACGAUUAACCCUUUCAUUCCAAGGAAUGAAUUACUAAUAGUAAUUGAACUGAGUGGAUUGCAAUUUGUAUAGGUAAUCACAUGAUUUCGAGUGCAAUUUG